UAUCAGCUUGUGCAUUUCAUCAUGAGGCAAGCACGCAACUCCGAGUUUAGCGUAUUGAAGAAGCGUUGUAACGGGCGGACUAAUGCCGGAGCCACUCCGGAUCGGAUCCUACGACUUACCGGAUUACCAUAUCAAUCACUACUGAGCUUCAACAUCUUGGCGCAUAUCAUGCUAUAUCCACAUACCAGCGAUACCAUGUAUGGUUGAUACAUUUCUCUCUCUACUCACUCUACCUUUCUAUCCCACAUCCUUCACCCCGAUCUCAACAAUGCCUCGCCAUAUCCUAGUCUUCGGCGGAACCAGUCCAGCGGGAAUCGACUUCUCACUCGCCGCUCUCCGAGACGGCCACACCCUAACCCUCUACGUCCGCAACGCGUCCAAACUGCCUCCCGAAAUCCGCGAAAACGCCACAAUCCACACCGGCCAGCUCAACGACGCCGCCGCCGUCGAGAAAGCUGUAGCCAGCGGCGCCAAAACAUGCGUCUCUUUUCUCGGCCCCGUGAUGAGCGAUCUCAAGAGGGGGUCCACGCCCAUCACAAACGGCUACGCCACCAUCCUUCCCCUUCUCGAGAAACACGCCUAUGAACGCACACUCUUCAUAAGCACAGCAUCCUACCGCGCGCCCCACGACCGCUUCUCUCUCGCCUACUCCUUCAUGAUCUGGGGCGUGUAUCUCUUCGCGCGGGCGGCGUAUGAAGAGAUUAAUGCGAUGACGCGGCUCAUGGUUGCGCUGCCGAGCGAGAUGAACUGGACGGUUUUUCGGGUGCCGAUGUUGAAGAGCGGGGAGGCGAGGGCGGUGAAGGCGGGUAUGGUGGGCGAGGUGGGCGUGAUGUUGGACAGGAAGGGGUUGGCCGAGUGGGUGCUGAGGGAGAUGGAGGAAGGGAAGUGGGUGGGAAGGUGUGUGGCGGUUGCGAAUGCGUGAUGAGACGUUAGCAGAGUAGUUUGGGGUAUAGUUGUAGAGGAGAAGGAAAGACAAUCGUGCAUGCCCAACCGCCCCAUGACUUUGCUUCCGUC
This is a messenger RNA of Paraphaeosphaeria sporulosa, 1014 nucleotides long. Its product is annotated as NAD(P)-binding protein. The record is from RefSeq and is a predicted model, not a curated record. The transcript is spliced from 4 exons. Bases 200 to 922 code for a protein of 240 amino acids. NCBI's taxonomy places the organism in Eukaryota, Fungi, Ascomycota, Dothideomycetes, Pleosporales, Didymosphaeriaceae.